Molecule: messenger RNA, 5712 nt
Organism: Plasmodium berghei ANKA
Lineage: Eukaryota; Apicomplexa; Aconoidasida; Haemosporida; Plasmodiidae
Product: calcium-dependent protein kinase 7
Exons: 2
Coding region: 1-5712 (1903 amino acids)
Biological process (GO): protein phosphorylation
Molecular function (GO): protein kinase activity; calcium ion binding; ATP binding
Source: RefSeq, a predicted model, not a curated record
AUGGGCCUACAAACAGAGAAAGAUAAAGAAAAGGAUGAUCCCAAGAAAAAUUAUAAAUUAUGUAGCAAAAAAUUUGAAACAGAUGAAUUAGAGGUUCUCAAAAAGAUUUACAAGGAGCUUGGAAGUAGAUCAAUCUCAAAUCAUAUUGACAAGGAGACGUUCCUUCAAUUUUUCCCCUUACCAGGUUUGUGGGGUGAGCGAUUAUUUUUAAAGUUUAAUUUUAAAAAUACUGGAUACAUAGAUUUUGAGGAAUUUAUAAUAGGAAUAGCUAUAUGUUGUAGAGGAACAAAAAGUGAUAAAAUAAAUGUCCUUUUUGAUAUAUUUGAUUUAAAUUCAGAUGGAUAUAUUCAAAAAUCGGAGAUGGUUGCUAUGCUAUCAAAUAUACCUUAUAUUCAUAAAUUAAAAAAUAUUUUUUUUAAAAAAUCAAAUUCAACAAAUUAUUAUGAUAAUCAAUACGAAGGGAAUUCAAAUGCAGAUCAUAAUGAAAGUUAUAAUGAUGGAUAUAACGAUGAUUAUAACUACAAUUAUGUAGAUUAUUAUGACUAUAAUCAAAAUAAUAAUAACAAUAAUAUGACUAACUAUAAUGUCAACAUAUGUGUAAAUAAUAAUAAUAAUAAUCAACAUAUUACUAAUAACAAUGCAAAUUAUUCAGACAGUUAUAAUGAAUAUUGUGAUAGUGAAAAUGAGGAUGAAUAUAAUGAUGAUAAAAAUGAAAAUAAUGAUGAAAAUUAUUAUUUUGAUAAAAUGUCUUCUGAAAAAAGAAUUUCUAAUGAUAGUAUAAAUUUAAAAGAUAUUCCUCAAGGGAAUUGUAGUAAAUGUUUAAAACAAAAAAAUAGGAUGAUGUAUAAUGAUAAAUUAUUAAGUAUGAAAGAAAUAGCUAAAAAAAUCCGAAAAGAAAAAAAACAUCAUCUUGAAAAAUGCAUAAAAGAUAUUCGAAGAGAGCGUUAUGGAAAUGAUCUUGGAAAUCAAAGAAAUAGUAAUACAAUACGAAAAAAUAAUAGCAUCGUUACAAACAAUUCCAUUAGUAAUUGUAAAAAAGAAAAAAAGGAUUAUGAAAAAAAAAAUUUAAUCACUAAAACAGAAAGUGAUGAUAAUAAUAGUAAUUUUUCUUCGAGCAGUGUUUCUAAUGUGUUUACAAAUGAAGAUGGUGAUUUUCAUAAUUUAUGUAAAAAAAGAAUAAUAAAAAAUAAAAAUCGAAAAAAAGGGUCAAAUAGUAUGCAAUAUUUAAAAAAUACCAAUAGUGCAUUUAUGUCAUCAACAAGUGAUAGUUCUUAUAGUUAUGAAACUAUUUCACGUCUAGAUAGUGAUGAUAUUGAUAGUUUUAGUUCAAAUAAAGAACAAAGGAAUGGAUCCUGUAGUGAAACAUCUGAUUCUUUUAUUAGCAUAUAUGGCUAUUUAAUUAAAAGUAAAAAUAGAACAACUGCAUCAAACAAAAAGCGUAAAGACAAACAUGAACUAGAUCACCGUUUAUUAAUAGAAAAAAGAAAAAAUAGUUGGGAUGGAAGUAUAAGGUCGAAAAUUACUCAGGAAGAAAAAGAUAAAGAAAUGGAAGGAAAAGAAUCUGAAGAAAUCGAAAAAAAAAAAAAAUCACAAACAGUAGAUAUUAAUAAUAAUAAUAAUAAUGCAAUUGAACAUAAAGAAAACGAAAGCGAAGGAAAAGACAAGGAUGCUGAUAAUAAUAAUACUGAAGUCAUCGAAAAUAAGGAUAGUAGUUUAGAAAAAAAAGAUCAAGAUGGAAAUAAUAAUAAUAAUAAAAAUAAUAACAAUGAUGGAAUAGAAAAUAAGGAUAGUGGGGUAGAAAAAAGAGAGUCUAAUUGGGAAAAAAAAGAAACCAAUAGAAGCUCUUAUAACAGAAAUGAUGUAAACAUUUAUAAAAAAGAAAAAAAAAUUGAAAAAAAAAGAAAACUAUUUUCAAAUGAGCAUUGUUUACCAUCCAAAACAGCGAGGAAUAUAUUAAACGACGAAGAAAAUGAAGAAUAUUCUGAUAAAAACGUUGACGUUGAAGAAAUUGUUGAUAUAAUGCUAGAAGAAUGUGAAUUUAUGGAUAAUGAUAAAAUUACACAAAUACAAUUUAAAAGCGUUAUACAUAAAUAUGAUUUUUUUUUGUAUGUAUUUUUUAGUUGCCUUCAUGAAGAUAUAUGGGGGUUACAAGGUAAUGUAUUAUAUGGAAGAGAUUAUAUUAGCAAUUUUGUAAUAAAACCUGAAAAUUUUAAAAAUAAACAAAUUGGUGAAAAUGAUGAAAUUAUUACUGAAGAUCUUUAUUUUAAGAUACGCCAACUAUUUAUUGUACAAGCUCCAGAUUAUGAUUGUGUAAAUGAUAAUUUAUGUGUUAAUUUUUUGAAAGAGCAAAAUUUGACAAAUGAUGGAAUUGACUAUGCUAGUGAUGAUUAUACAAAUAAGAAAAAGAAAGUUAGUAACGAAUUGGAAAAUAAUAGUAAAACAAAAGAAAAAACAUCAAAAGAUGCUGAAAAAUUUGACAAAAAUGAGCAGAUAGGACAAACUAAAGAAGAUAGUAUUAAUACAAAUAGUGUCAGAAUAACACAUGAUGAUACAACUGAUAUAAUUAAUGAUAAGGAAUUCAAAAUCUAUGCUUUAGAAAAUAAAGAAAUUGUGAAUACUCAUCAAACAAUUAUUGAAAAAGAAAAGAGAGAAGAUGAACUAAUAAAAGAAAACCAGUCGGAAAUAAAAAUACAAAAUGAUGAAAACAUGGAUACUCAUGAAAUAAAAACAAAAGAAAUAAAAGAAAAUCACGAUAAUGUAAUAAAAGAAUCGAAUGAUAAAAAUGCAGAAGCAUCAAUAAAAUGUGAAGAUGUCUCUCAAAAUAUUUCGCAAAAUAAUUCUGGUCCCAUCCUCAAUGUGAAUAAUUCCAAUUCAUUUAAUCCAAACGACAAGGGAAAUUAUGCAGAAAAAGAAGGAAAUCUUAAUGAAAAUAAAAAUGAUAUUAAUAUUUUGCCUAAAAUUGGAAAUAAUACAAAAUUGGUAAUUUGGGAUAAUAUAAAACAAAAGCCAGGAUAUGAAUGCGAUUUUAAUUUAUUAACAAAUUCAAUGAAUGAUAUAUUUUCUAAAGAAAUUGUAGAAUUUAUUCAAGCGUCUAAAAUUAGUUUCAAUAUUAGUGACGUACGUAAAGAAAGAAAUCCACAACAUAAAGAUAAACAUAAAAAAACAAAGAGAAAUAUAGAUAAAACGAAAAAUAAUUUUAACGCCUCCUUAAUUAUUAAAAAGAAGCAUGAAGAUGAUUCUAUUAAUAAUAACCAUACACUUUCAGAUACAAAAAAAGAAAAUGCAAAAAAAACAACUAAUCACAAAAUCAUAGCAGCCAAUAAUAAUACAUAUAUAAAUAAUGGCAUACAUAAUAAGAAAGAAAUUGUAGAGAGAAAUAUUUUGAAGGAUUCAAAUUACUCCAAACUUCAAAAUGCUAAUGAUAAUGAUACAAAUAAAUUACAUCUGAAUGUUGACGAUUCUGUUAAUAUAAACAGAGAAAUUAAGAAAAGUAUUGUGACAAUAAAAAUGCAAGGUUUUGUAGAAAAUAGUGGAAAUAACAAAACUGACGAACUAAAAGAUGCGAAUAUCUCAAUCGAUCAACAUGUUCAACCUGAUCCUGUUAAUGUAGACACGGAAUUAAAUAUGUCUGUAAAAGUGAAAAAUGGUAAUAAAAAAGAAGAAAUUUCUAAUACAACUUCAGAGCCGCAUGCUGAUCCUGUAAUAACUUCAAGCAACAUAUGCAUAGAAUCAAAAGUGGCGAGGGAAAAAACUGUGGAAGAACAAAAAGGUAAUGAGUUAGCAGCGAAUAUAACAGAAGAAAUCGAAGAUAAAUAUGUAAAAAAAUCUAAUUGUGAAAUUGGAGAUAAAAGUGAAAUAAAAGUAAAAAAAGAAGAAAGUUCAAGUAUCGAAAAUGAAAGUUAUUUUUUUGAAGGUAAAAAAAAAAAAAAAAAAAAUGACAUAGCAAAAAAACAUGUAAAAGAUUGUAAUUUAUAUUCCUGCCCUAAUUGUAAAGGACCAUUUUUAAUGUGCCCAAAUUGUCAUAAUAGAUAUCCAAGAUUUUGUGUAAAAGAAGAUAAAAUAGCAAUGGAAUGUGAAUAUUGUGAUUGUGAGCAUUGCUAUUUUUAUAAUUGUAUAUAUUGUAAUUUUGAUUUUCAAAAAUGUUUAAAUAUGGUAAAAAAAAAUUCACUAAAAGAAGGUAUAUUAUAUAAAAUAGGAAAACAUCUUCAUCAAUUUAAAGCAAGGUAUUAUAUAUUGUUUGAUAGUUUAUUAUAUUAUUAUGAUAAAAAAAAUAAUUUAAAACCUCGAGGAUUUAUGUUUUUAGAAGGUUGUUAUGUUGAAGUUAUACCUAAAAAUGAUAGUAUAAAUAAAUAUGGUUUUUCUAUAUGCCAUAAAGGAACAAAUCAAAUACAAAAAAGAAACUUAUAUGUUAAUACGUAUGAAGAAAGAGAAGAAUGGUUACAAGCAUUAUAUUCCACAACAAAACAAAAUACUUUAUAUAAUUUAUAUGAAAUACAUGAACAAUUAGGACAAGGAAAAUUUUCAAAAGUUUAUAGAGGAAUCAAUAAACAAACAAAUUCUGAAUUUGCUAUCAAAGUUAUUAAUAAUAGAUCUGUUUCAAUUUAUGAAAAAGAGUUAUUGCGUAGUGAAAUAUCAAUUUUAAGGCUAUUGAGGCAUCCAAAUGUUAUAUUUUUAAAAGAAAUAAUAAACACUAAAGAAACGUUAUAUAUAUCUAUGGAAUUGGUAAAGGGUGGUGAAUUAUAUGAUUUUUUAUUAUCUGAAACAAGAUUAAGUGAAAUACAUGCUAACAAAAUUAUUUCACAAUUAAUAAAAACAGUUGCAUAUUUACAUAAAUGCGGUAUUAUACAUCGGGAUAUAAAGCCUGAAAAUAUUUUAUUAACUGAUAAAUCAAAAGAUGCACAAAUUAAAUUAACAGAUUUUGGAUUAUCUACAUUAUGCGCUCCUAAUGAAUUGCUAAAAGAACCAUGUGGUACAUUGGCAUAUGUUGCUCCUGAGGUUAUAACAUUGCAGGGAUAUAAUCAUAAAGUAGAUGCAUGGUCAAUUGGAGUUAUAUUAUAUUUAUUGCUAAGCGGAAAACUACCUUUCCCAAUUAACAAAAAUACAGAAAUGAAUAUUCAAAAAACUUAUGUACUAAGUUUUAGAGAUAAUAUAUGGAAAACUAUUUCAUCUUCAGCUAAAGAUCUUAUAUCAAAAUUAUUAGAAUUAAAUGCAGAUAAGCGAAUCUCAGCUAGCGAAGCUUUAGAACACAUAUGGAUAAAAAACCCAACGGCUGUUAUUAAUGAAAAUUCAGUUAUUUAUAAAAACGAAGAAAUUAACAUUCUAAAUCUACAAGAUGUUAGUGUAAGUACAUUUAAUAUACCAAAAUAUGCACCAUAUCAUGCAGAACAAAAAAAAAUUGAUGAAGGUCUGAAAAAUGAAAAUUCCUAUAGUUUUCACCAAGAUAAUAAUAUGAUAUGUGAAAAUAAUUAUUCCAAUGAUGAUCCUAUCAUACCAUUGCCAUAUAGCGGGUCCAUGAUAAAAGAAACUAGCGUAGAUAAAAACCCUGCAUUAAAUUCAAACAAUCCUAAUUCAGAUGCUAGGCAAGGUAUAAGCAUAGAAAAUAUGGAGAAUUUAGAAAAUUAUAAUACAAGUGAAAACAAAACUAAUACCAGCACACGUGAUAACGAACAGUUAAAAGGAGAAAACUCGAAAGAUGACGCAACAAAUACAUAA